GUACCUACUUGGCACACUCUGUGGUAUGGUUUAGUCGUUACAUCGUCUUCUAAGGACGUCAGUUAACUGCUGUUGAGAUUUAACAGCGCUCGAGUUUGAUUUAGUGUUUUAGACCAGAUGGUGUUUUUGAUGUGUGGCAUUCUAGUAUAGGUUCACAUUGUGUGGCAGGGUGCAUGUCUCGAGUUUAACUAAUGAUUUUUGUUCACAAUAAAAUGAGGUCGACUUGCGGCAUAUGGACGAACAGGCCGGAAGCAACGUGGUAUCCGUCGGAGUCGACCUCUCGGAGUUCUACAUGUCAGUUGAAUGGGAUAUACUAGAAGUACCCGCUGUCAGAAAUGAGAAAUUUUACACGUGUUGCGAUGAGCCGUACUUGGAUAUAACGUUCAACAUCACGAUGAGGCGGAAAACACUUUUCUACACGGUUAACAUCAUUAUACCGUGCAUGGGAAUAUCUUUCCUCACCGUGCUCACAUUUUAUCUACCUUCAGACAGCGGAGAAAAGGUAACAUUGUCAAUCUCCAUCCUGAUCAGCCUGCACGUAUUCUUCCUACUGGUUGUGGAGAUCAUACCGCCGACGUCUUUAGUAGUGCCGCUGCUCGGGAAGUACCUCAUAUUCGCUAUGAUACUUGUGUCUAUUAGUAUAUGUGUGACUGUGGUGGUGCUGAACGUGCACUUUCGGUCACCGCAGACGCACCGCAUGGCGCCCUGGGUGAAGCGCGUUUUCAUACACAUCCUGCCUCGAUUGCUCUUCAUGAAACGACCGCAGUACAAAUUCGACACCAACAGGUCACGAUACACGGCGUGUGGUGUGGUGGUGCGGUGCGGUGGCGCGGCGCGACCGCUCUAUCCGUACCGGCUGGCGGCGGCGGACGAUGAUUGCUGUGCGCCCGGCGCCUGGCCGCCACCCGUCGUGCCGGCGCGCCCACUUACACGCACGCCGAGCAAAGAGGACCUCACGCACACCACUUACGUCAAUUCUGGAAUGGGAGAGAGUAAUCGCUUCGGCGGCAGCUGCGUGGUGCACGGUUCGGGUGAGGGCGGCGCGCUGGGUGUGCCGGGACCGGGCUCCGAGGAGGAGGCGCUCAGUCCCGUGCCCGACCCUCCGCCCAGCUUCAGUCACUCGGCUUGCCCGCCGCACAUGCACAAGACUUGCUUCUGUGUCCGCUUCAUUGCGGAACACACCAGAAUGCUAGAAGACUCUACUAAGGUGAAAGAAGAUUGGAAGUACGUAGCGAUGGUGCUCGACCGUCUGUUCCUGUGGAUCUUUACACUGGCGGUGCUGGUGGGCACAGCGGGCAUUAUCCUGCAGGCGCCCACACUGUACGACGACCGCGUGCCCAUCGAUAAGCAGUUCAACCAGAUCGCCACGUCAACGCUGGUGCGCUGCCCGCCGCCCUCGUAGACGCCGCGCCACGUGCAGCGCCCCCACGCCACACUCUCACUACAAUUUGUUUCUUAUUCUACUCUAAACGAAAGAUACAGAGUGAUUUGAUUUUGAAUUAUUGGAGAUCAAGAUAGAGGAUGUUUUAUGAUUUCUUUAACUUGUAGUUUAUAUGUUUUUAGGAUUUGUAACUUUUCAGACGGAAUGUUUGGAGUAAGAGGUGCUUACAGAUGCACCAGAAAAAGCAAUGUAGUAUGUAAGAUUAUUUAAGUACUCGUCAAAGAAAAUUUUCUUUGUCCGAGUCGGCAUUUUAUAUCUAAUUAUUCAAAACAAAGUGGGCACUUUUUGUGCGACAUACGAUAUAUAUCACGAUUGGAGUGAAUAUUUUUUACGUUCUGAAUCCCAGUGAUAUUAAUAGUUGCAUUUGAUUUAAAAACAAUCUGUUUUCUAUAAAAUAUAGUUGUAACCAAUAUAAAUGUUUAUCGGAGAGAGUUGCAAGCGAGUUGCAGUGCAGAGCCGGGUGAGAGUGGGGGAGUGUGGGAGAGUGGGGGGAGUUGGGGAGAGUGGGGCGCACUGCACCGGAACACAACGCACACCCGUCCUGCCCGCACGUGUUCUAUUCCACGACACGUACAUUGUACUAGCGUAAUCUCUUCUCAUAUAUUCUUAAACUUUGCACCCAACAUUUACCUUACGCACUCAUCGACUAUCCUUCUAACUCUUACUCUUAACUAUUAUCAUAAUCUAUGUCCUCUGUCUUAAAUUAUCACGUCAUUACAAAAAUUAUGACAAUAAAAGAACCGAACUAAAUUAUGUUUUGCCAUGGAACCUGACCAUGUGUCGCUAACAACGAUUUAUUGUAACAUUAAUUUAUAAAAAAUACUAAAC
Messenger RNA from Papilio xuthus (Asian swallowtail), 2269 nucleotides. Its product is annotated as acetylcholine receptor subunit alpha-like. Gene Ontology annotation, cellular component: membrane. The transcript is spliced from 8 exons. Gene Ontology annotation, biological process: monoatomic ion transmembrane transport. Lineage: Eukaryota; Metazoa; Arthropoda; Insecta; Lepidoptera; Papilionidae. Gene Ontology annotation, molecular function: transmembrane signaling receptor activity; extracellular ligand-gated monoatomic ion channel activity. The coding region runs from base 233 to 1402 and encodes 389 amino acids. The record is from RefSeq and is a predicted model, not a curated record.